AUGGACAAUCUGGAGAAAUUAAAUAAAGAUGAUCCCGAGUUAGAUUUAUCUCAUGCUGUUGAGCUGAAACUGGCAUAUCCAUACACAAUUUUCCACAAAUUUGAAAAAUUACAACUAGUUAUCAUACUAAGUCUUGUUGGAUUUUGGAGUACUGUUAGUUCACCAAUUUAUUUUCCCGCACUACCUACAUUAACCGAGUAUUUCCAUACUACAGAAGACAUUAUUAAUAUUUCAGUUGUAUGUUAUCUCUUGCUCCAAGGGAUCACACCAACUGUAUCGUCAAAUCUAGCUGAUACAUUCGGAAGGCGACCAGUUAUCUUGGCGAGUAUUUUAGUUUUCAUUGCUGCAUGUAUUGCUCUUUCGCAGACAAAUGUAUAUUGGUUAUUGGCUGUGCUAAGAUGUAUACAAGCCGCUGGUAUUGCACCUGUUAUUGCUAUAAGUUCAGGUGUUUCUGGUGAUGUUUGUACGCCGGAAAAUCGAGGUAGUAUGGUUGGUACAGUAUCAGGAUUGCAACUAUUGGGUAAUGGUCUUGGUGGGUUGAUUGGUGCAGCAUUAAUCAGUGGGUUUCACACUUGGAGAUCGAUCUUUGUGUUUUUAGCCAUUGGUGGUGGAGUAACUUUUGUAUUGGCAUUCUUCAUCCUUGCUGAGACAUCAAGACGCAUUGUUGGCAAUGGAACAGUUAUGCCCAAAAACCCUAUUCAUAAAUCAAUGACCAUCUACUUACCCUCAUUUCAAAAGAAAAUGACUAAUGAUUACGUUACUAUUGCACAUAAAAAGCCAUUUGAUAUUUUUGGACCAUUUCGCAUAUUUAUUCAAAAAGAAAUCUUUUUGACUUUAUUACCUUCAGGUUUACAUUUUGCAGCUUGGACAAUGGUGUUAACUUCAUUAUCAACUGAACUAGAAUCUUCAAAGUAUAACUAUAGUGUCAUGCAUGUGGGUUUAAUCUACCUUCCACAAGGUAUUGCUUGUCUUGUUGGUUCUAUGUCUGUUGGCCGAUUUAUGAACUGGUAUUAUAGAAGAUGUAAAGUUGCUUAUAACAAACAAGUGGAGGAUAUACCAUUGGAUCAAAGACCCCCAUUCAACCAAGUUGCAACUAGAUUAACUCUAUGUGUCGCUCCUGCCGCAUUAAUGAUUAUAGGGUUGGUGAUAUUUGGAUGGUGCAUUCAGUACAACAGACAUAUAAUUUCAAUUAUUAUAUCCACCAUAUUAAUUGCAUUUUCUUCAUCGGUAUUUAUUUCAAUUUGUACUACCUUGUUAGUUGAUUUGCAUCCAGGUCAAGGCAGUGCUUCCACCAGUUGUUUGAAUUUGAUGAGAUGCUGGUUGGCUGCUUUAGGUGUAGGUGUGUUGGAUAGGAUGAUUGGUGCCAUGGGAUUGGGAGGUACUUAUACGUUGGUGGCUGGGUUUUGCCUUUUGUUUGAUUUGUGUCUAAUAUAUGUUCUUCACUCAGCUAGUAAAAGAAUUAAACAAGGUCAUUAA
This is a messenger RNA of Lodderomyces orthopsilosis Co 90-125, 1476 nucleotides long. RefSeq names its product multidrug transporter (gene QDR1). Gene Ontology annotation, molecular function: transmembrane transporter activity. Bases 1 to 1476 code for a protein of 491 amino acids. The record is from RefSeq and is a predicted model, not a curated record. Gene Ontology annotation, biological process: transmembrane transport. Lineage: Eukaryota; Fungi; Ascomycota; Pichiomycetes; Serinales; Debaryomycetaceae. The transcript has a single exon.